AUGAGCUCCUCGCCCACGCCGCCAUUGGCAUCUCCACUUCCACCCUCCAGCAGCAGCAGCGCGUCUAAUGGCGCUCGUCGUCAGCGCGUGCUGUGGGAUAGUGACAGCUCCACACGUGGAGGAAAGACAUCAAUUGGCGUGCUACUGGAAUGGCUCAUGGCCCCAGGCAACUACGGGCGAUGGCGCGAUGGCAAGUCACAGACGGGCGAGACGCGCGAGGCGCUAUGUUCGGAGAUCAAGAGUACCAUGCAGCUGCACGGUAUUCGUCAUCGGGAGAACGCCAAUAUCCGUACGCAGAUCAGUGAGCUAGAGCGGUCCUUUGACGCUGCACGCAAUUGGCUCAAGGAGAACAGCUACGACCCCUUCACGUUCAAGCGCUUAUUGAACGAGGAGGGGGGAGAUAAUGAUGGGGACUAUGAUGAUGAUGGUGAUCGUGGUGCAGAAGUCGUUUUGAUUGGUGGUGCUCAAGGACCUGCUGAGGCUCAUGUCUUGCGAAUGUGUCGCUACUACCACACGCUCAAUGAAGUCUUUGGACAGGGCGAGGGUAAUGGAGUUCGACCUCGACGGACGAAUCAUCAACGCUCGGGUCUCAAUCCUGUGUCAACGAAGAAACGGAGAGUGAAAGUUGAUGAAGCAAACAAUGUGCAGAGAGCUGUUCCACAUGACGAUGGGGCGGUGGAUGGGGAGCAGCACAGAACGCAGGUCGACAAUAUGUCCGUUUCGGAGGCUACCACUGCAGCGCCGGUAAUAACUGCGUCGAAUAAUGUGGAAAGUAGCACUGUACCGAGCAUUACUAUGCCUCCUGCUGCUGCAAUAACAGAGACGUGGGUGCAUCCAGCAGCGCUGGAGAGCACGCAGCGUAUGGUGGCUGAAGCAGUGCGUGAAGAACGCGAGCGGAAGCGAUUUUGCAUGGAGGAAGAGCGCCAUCAGCUUGAGUGCGAAAAGUUGCGGUACGAAAUCGAGGCUGCGAAGUUGCAGCUUACAAUUGACCGCGCGCUUGCACGCAAACGGCUAUUUGACGCUGGUCUCCCAGGAGCACAGGUAAAUGAACUCUUCCCGAAAUAA
Molecule: messenger RNA, 1065 nt
Organism: Peronospora matthiolae
Lineage: Eukaryota; Oomycota; Peronosporomycetes; Peronosporales; Peronosporaceae
Source: the annotation of a GenBank genome assembly